AUGGCGCGAGGGUUACUUCUCAUUACAGUGGCGGUCGUGCUACUAUCCUCGAUUAAUGUCUGCGCCGAAGAGGAUCUUAAAGACGACGUAGACCUCAACGACCGUAAAGAAAACAACGGGACAACAGUUACGUCCAUCAAGAUCACCGGGGAAGGAUCCAAGAACAGGACGGACAAAACACGAGAGACGCAAUUAGAGAGGCUUCGUUCUCUAUUCGCCAGUCGACAGAACAGCAGCAGAGAUCUUACGAUGCCGAAAAGCUCAGACAUUGCUAAAGUCAUAUCCGAUGAUGCUACCGGUGACGAAGAGACUCCUGAAGAACUGCCAGAGCCGCAAGAACUGAAAAUCAUAAGACCUAAUUUGAGGAAACGACCUGUUUAUCGACCAUCGCCUUCGAGAAGACCGUUACCACCGAAUCGAAGACACGUUUAUGGAGAUCUGUCCAGAACGCCAUUGACGAGACCACCAAGGCGACCUGCGGAAGCGAAGAGGGAUCCAACCGAGAAAGAGUGCACUUUCUUCACGAAGACAGUUUGCCUGGAAGCAGCCGAUUAUCCUCACGAAGCUAUCAGCAGAAGUUUGAGGAGCAACAAAGAGAUGGUAGCUGCUUUGUUGACUGAUUACAAAUCACAGGACUUCGACGAAUCUGAGGAAAAUUUUCCUAUUGCAUUACCACUUGAAAAUAAAUUUGAGAAUAAAUAUGAUGGUCGGUACGAGAAUCGAUACGAGAGCAACGAGAUUAGAAGGAGAUCUGAUAUGCCUUCGCCAUUCGACAACAUCGAAGAAGGCUUCACGUGUCCAUCCGUGGUUAAAUAUGCUCGUCCUCAAUUAGCCAGAGCCGCUUCCGGAAUCUGGAAAUACAUCAUAAACACUGGUGAACACACGCAGACUUUGCGAUUGGAGAAAUGUUCAAAUCCGCAAUCGAGUUGCUCUUUCAUCUCAGAGAACUACCGAUCGUCCUGCGUCCAAGUAUACAAUUAUCACAGACUUUUAACCUGGGAUAGCAAACUGGGUCUCCAUAUGGACAUUUUCAAAGUACCAACUUGCUGCAGUUGCCACGUGCAUGGUUACGCUGACAUUUUUCCACCCCAUCAGAAUGAUCCACCUCCAAGGAUCAAGGAAUCCUUUCCUGGGUCCGAUUUCGCCACGACAAACGAUCAGAAAGAUGAUUUCGAGGACGUUUCGAAGUUGAAUUAUUUAAACAAAUACGCGGCUGGUUUUGAUUCUGUUCUGGGUUCAAGUAAUAAGAAACCUUUAUCGGAAGCUUCUCCAAGUCGACCCACCUUCACACUUCCUGUUAGAACGAGGCCCAAGAAACAACCUUCCUCUUCGAACUCAAGACCGUUUGAUAAGUUACCUCAACAACAUGCUCCAAAUACAAGAGCACCAGGAUACACUGGUCCAUUGUUGAAAGGUUCCAGACCAAGCAGACCCAGUAGACCACCGUUUAGAAGGGAAUCCACGUCUCAUAUCGAAGAGAACACAGAAAGUCUGAAUAGCACAGCUCUAAAUAGAUACAGCCAGCCAUACGAUUUGGAAAUGGACGCCUCGUCGCGAUUACAAAACGGUGGUUUCGACGACGAGUACCAUGAACCACAGAGGCGAAUCAAUUACAAUUACCAUCCGAUUAUCGAUUUCUUUCGACCAGAGGCAUCGAUGCUGCAAACAGCCGAAACUCAGUCAGCAUCGGAUCAGAAUGAUUCCAACUCGUGGAAACCGAUGAUAUCGUCUUAAGUGAUGUUUCAUUUCCUUCGGAGUACCUGAUCGUUUCUUUCUUUCUGUAAUAUUAAUCGAUCGUAGAGAAGCGAGAGUAUUAUGCAUCGAAUUGUUAGAUUUUUAUACAUAUUUCUUUUUUCAUACCUAUGUAUUCGUUUUCAUUAGUACUCUUCGUUCGUGACGAUUAACCCUUAUCUGAUUCUGUUCACUUUCAGAGUAAAUUUUCAAAAAUGGUUAGAAUUAUCAAAUUAUAUUCAAAAUUAAAUGUUUAAUUUUCGAAGGGUAGGUCUGGAUCAAUAGAAAAUUAAUUAGAAAAUAUCAAGUGUAUCAGUCCAUUGACUUUACCUUGAUUGGAUAAGGGUUAAUGAGCUUCGACGUUUGGAAAAUUUUCAAAAUUAUUAUUUUAAUUUUAUGUAUAUUUUAUUUUCAAGCAGAGUACUAAUGCAAUGUUCAGUGUAACGAUAGCGAACGUUUCAACUGUAGAAGUAUUACGACCACAUUG
Messenger RNA from Osmia bicornis bicornis, 2218 nucleotides. RefSeq lists its product as uncharacterized. NCBI's taxonomy places the organism in Eukaryota, Metazoa, Arthropoda, Insecta, Hymenoptera, Megachilidae. Gene Ontology annotation, molecular function: growth factor activity; Toll binding. Gene Ontology annotation, cellular component: extracellular region. Gene Ontology annotation, biological process: regulation of Toll signaling pathway; innate immune response; central nervous system formation. The transcript has 10 exons. The coding region runs from base 1 to 1734 and encodes 577 amino acids. The record is from RefSeq and is a predicted model, not a curated record.